Malassezia japonica is the source of this 966-nucleotide messenger RNA. RefSeq lists its product as uncharacterized. The coding region runs from base 1 to 966 and encodes 321 amino acids. Lineage: Eukaryota; Fungi; Basidiomycota; Malasseziomycetes; Malasseziales; Malasseziaceae. The record is from RefSeq and is a predicted model, not a curated record. Gene Ontology annotation, biological process: isoprenoid biosynthetic process. Gene Ontology annotation, molecular function: prenyltransferase activity. The transcript has a single exon.
AUGCCGGCCAUCCAGGAGGACGCGGCGUGGUGCGAGGGUAUCCUCGCGCGGCUCGGCGACGCGCCGUGGAGCGACGAGCAGGAAAAGGCGGUGCUCGAGCCGUACAGGUACCUCGACUCGCAGCCGGGGAAGGAAAUACGCACGAAACUCAUCGACGCGUUCCAGGGAUGGCUCGUGCUCACCCCGCGCGACCUCGCGACGGUGACCGGCGUCGUGCGGCAGCUGCACACGGCGAGCCUGCUGGUAGACGAUAUCGAAGAUAGCUCGGCACUGCGCAGAGGACUGCCGACCGCGCACACGAUCUACGGCGUGCCGCUCACAAUCAACGCGGCAAACUACGUCUACUUUCAGGUGUUUGGCGCGCUCGUCGGCCAGGCGCCCGCGACGCACGCCAUGGUCACGGACGAGCUCAUGCGACUGCACCGGGGGCAGGGGAUGGACCUGUUCUGGCGUGAAAAUCUCGUGUGCCCGACCGAGGAGGAGUACAUCGCCAUGGUCACGAACAAGACCGGCGGCCUGUUCCGCAUCGCGAUCAAGCUCAUGUGCGCGAUGAGCGCAGUGGACGUCGAUCUCGUGCCACUCGUAAACCUCAUUGGAUUGCUGUUCCAGAUCCGCGACGACUACAUGAACUUGCAGAGCGCCCCGCUGCAUACCAACAAGGGCUACUGCGAAGACCUGACCGAGGGCAAGUUUUCGUUUCCGGUCGUGCACGCAAUGCGCCACGGCAGCGAGCGCCAGCUCCUUCAUAUCCUGCGGCAGCGCACGACCAAUAUCGAGACAAAACAGGCCGCAGUGCAGUACAUGGAGCAGUGCGGCUCGUUUGCGUACACGCGCGACGUCUUGCAGAGGCUGCACGCACAGGCGCGGCAGGAAGUGCUGCGCCUUGAACAGGUCCUAGGCGAAAAUACCCCACUGAUGUCGAUCCUCGACGCACUGUGCCUGGACAAGGAGUCGCCGCGUGUAUAG